This is a messenger RNA of Saccharomyces paradoxus, 855 nucleotides long. It is a transcript of the gene PET8, whose product is annotated as Pet8p. Gene Ontology annotation, cellular component: mitochondrial inner membrane. Bases 1 to 855 code for a protein of 284 amino acids. The transcript has a single exon. Gene Ontology annotation, molecular function: S-adenosyl-L-methionine transmembrane transporter activity. NCBI's taxonomy places the organism in Eukaryota, Fungi, Ascomycota, Saccharomycetes, Saccharomycetales, Saccharomycetaceae. The record is from RefSeq and is a predicted model, not a curated record.
AUGAAUACAUUCUUUCUUUCCUUGCUAAGUGGCGCUGCUGCUGGUACCUCUACUGAUUUGGUUUUUUUUCCUAUAGAUACAAUUAAAACCAGACUUCAAGCAAAAGGUGGGUUCUUUGCUAAUGGGGGGUAUAAAGGCAUAUAUCGUGGUUUGGGAAGUGCUGUUGUAGCAUCGGCGCCGGGUGCUUCACUUUUUUUUAUUAGUUAUGAUUAUAUGAAAGUGAAAUCAAGGCCAUAUAUCAGCAAACUCUACCCACAGGGAUCUGAGCAAUUGAUUGAUACAACUACGCACAUGCUUUCCUCUUCUAUUGGUGAAAUCUGUGCAUGUCUUAUUCGCGUCCCCGCUGAAGUCGUUAAGCAAAGGACGCAAGUCCAUUCCACAAAUUCUUCCUGGCAGACUUUACAGUCAAUCUUACGAAAUGACAAUAAGGAAGGUUUAAGGAAAAAUCUUUAUAGAGGAUGGUCUACCACUAUUAUGAGGGAAAUACCGUUUACUUGUAUACAAUUUCCCUUAUACGAGUAUCUAAAAAAGACUUGGGCCAAAGCCAAUGACCAAAACCAAGUGGAGCCAUGGAAGGGGGCUAUCUGUGGUUCCAUUGCGGGUGGAAUUGCGGCAGCUACAACAACACCAUUGGAUUUCUUGAAAACUAGAUUAAUGCUCAACAGAACAACUGCCUCCCUUGGAAGCGUAAUUAUCAGGAUUUACAGAGAAGAAGGCCCAGCUGUAUUUUUUAGUGGAGUGGGGCCCCGGACAAUGUGGAUCAGUGCAGGUGGUGCUAUCUUCCUAGGUAUGUAUGAAACUGUCCAUUCGUUGCUAUCAAAAGGUUUCCCAACAGGCGAAGAAAUGAAAGCGUAA